AUUUCCCGUCAUGUCAUGAGCUGCCGCCUGGACCUGUAGGAACUAGCUGGCGCAGCAGUCCACAGUGUUGAGUCAACGUUGCAUCUGCGAAGCUGAGGCAGCGGCAUCACUGCUCUGCUGUGAGGAGACAGAUGGGAUGACAUAGCGGCUGGGCCAGCUAACCUUCCUUUGACACCUGGAUGAGAUUGUGCAGAUAUUUUUCGUUAGUUAGUCGUGUUUUGAUUCGCUGUGUAGUUACAUUGCAGGCUGGUCCCCCAAUGCUCUCGGAGAGCUGUCCUCUCAUAUAUGUCGAUCUAACUUGCUGCAAGCUAGCGUUAGCUCGCUGCUGCUACCCUUCAGACAUUGAAGUGGCCACAUAAACAUGCGGAUCAUCGAGGCGGAGACCCCCGGGACAUCUCUAACGUUAAACGCUGCCUGCAGGACACGAGCUUCGACUGGCCGCUGACUGGACUCUGCAAAGUCUGUGUAGAGGGGAAAGAGUGACGGAUCUCAAGGACCAGACUGCCCACUGAACUUUUCGUCUCAAAGACAGAUUCGCCAGGGACCAUGCUGACCAUCCUCGCUGCUGGGUCUGUGUUCUUUCCAGGCCUUUUCCUUCUGUCCAAACAAUGCUUGAAAACGAUCCCAGCGCUGAGGUGGAGCGAAGGAGAUGCAGUUAUUGUAUCUGCCAGGUUGGUGUCAUCAGUUCAGGCAGUCAUGGCUUCCUCAGCUGGCUACAUCAUUGCUUCUUCCUGCGAGGACAUCAUCGAGGACCAGCAUUGGCUGACUAGCACUUACAUCAUGUUUGCUGUUCCCUACUUUGUCUAUGACAUCUACGCAAUGUUCAUGUGCUACUGGUACAAACUACGGGUCAAAGGGCAUGAAGAGGCUUCAGCAGCACCACAAUGCAUGAGCUCAGCUCUGACCAGCUACCUGCGUCGCGAGUUCCUCAUGGUGCUGCACCACGUUGUCAUGGUCACCGUCUGCUUCCCCGUUUCUGUGUUUUGGCGACAAGGAAAGGGCGAUUAUUUCCAGGGUAUAAUGUUCAUGGCGGAGCUCAGCACUCCGUCUGUCUGCUUAGGAAAAAUACUCAUCCAGUACAAACAGCAACACACUCUCCUGCACAAAGUGAAUGGGGCUCUUAUGCUGAUCACUUUUUUCAUCUGUCGAGUCCUCCUCUUCCCUUACCUCUACUACGUCUAUGGAAGGUACGCGUCUAUUCCCUUCCACAUGGUUCCCCUGUCGGUGCCAUGGCACUGUAACCUCGGCGCCGCUCUGCUCAUGGCCCCCCAGCUCUAUUGGUUCUCCCUCAUUUGCAGGGGUGCCCUGCGACUCUUCACAGGUUCCUCCCGCUCUCAGAGACCGCGCUCCAGCAUAGCCACAGCCAAGGAGCGGCAGACGGAUAGCAACACGCUGCCGCAGCCCGCCAACGGCUACAGCACGCGCUCCACAGAGCCCGAGCUGGCCACCCACUGAAAAGGGUGGCGGGGAGGGUGGGGAGGGAAGGAAGGCGAAUGUACCAAUGAGUAUGUAAAGGAAGGAUAACUGUGAGGGGAAGAAAUGAGACUUGAAACAAGUAGCAAUAUGACGAAAGCUACAGACAAUGGCCUCAAACAACACUGAAGUUUUUGCGGCCAGCAGACAAACACCAAGUGUUUGCUUGCUGGCCUUCAAGCACUUCAGCUUCUCAGUUUGUAGGAAACAAGCAGAGUGUUUGCACACUCAGUAUUAAAGAUGUCAUCAGGCACUGUGACAGAUAAGAACAUGUACUGACCUGAGAGGAAUUUGCCUGGAUGUAUAGCAAGCAUAGGUGGCUAUUUCCCUCAUGUAGAUCAAAUUCAGUCCUCUCUGCCUCACUGUACAGGAAGAGCAGGAAAAUAGGAAUGUAUUAUAUUGUAUGUUAGUACAUUUGCUGUAGAUGGAAGGCCUGACUCAGCUUAGUAAUGAAGAAGACCUUCAAAAAAGAAAAAAAUCCCGGCUAAGCAGUAUUUUGACUUGUUAGUGUUUAUUAUCUGUAUCCUCUAUGUAGUCACUGUCACUCUAACAAAAUGUAACCAACCUGCAGACUGACUCACCCUUUUUAGAAGGGAGAUAAUCUCAUAAGACUGUAUUCUGCUGCCUUAUCCCUUUUCUCCCAUUCUUCACACUUUCUUUACAUUUUAAUUUAUUUUUAUCCUCAGAGGAGAAGGAAAAGGCUCCCUCAGAUGGACAAAUGUGACGGGUGUACAUAGCUGAUGUAAAAUUGUCCUCAUUUCCACGUCAGUAUUAGGUCUAUGUUGAUUUUUUUUUAAGAGUUUGUCUUAUUUGUGCAGCGCAGUUUUUUCAACGAUGACACUUCAGCAUUAAAACCUUUCAGUUUUUCAACUCGGUGUACACAAACUUCCACAAACCGUACAGCAGUGCUUCUUGUUUCAGCCUAGAUACAACUUCAUUCCAUUUACUUCUGUUACAAAGUGUUUUAAGCAUUUUACUUUUGAAAAAGUGAUGCACCAAUGCAUUCACUUUGAAACACAUUAAAAUGUCUUUUUAGUUGAUUUCUGAUGUUAAUCUCAAGCUGUUCAUUUGAUUGGUUUCACUAAGGGAUCCAUGAGAUUGGAGCAUUUUUAAGCUUUGUUAGGGGCCUUCUAAUGUUGCAGUUUGAAGGGGAACAAAAAAAUCUAGGGAAGCAUUCCCUUGUGAUCGACAUGCAGCACGUCCGUUACAACUUUUAACAGUUCUCUGUUUUUUAACCAUUCUUGAGUAUGACUUGUUUUAAGCCUUUUACAUCAUAUGGUUUGCAUCAGUCAUUGAGCCGUUUUUAUUUGAGCCACAGGUUCUAUGAACCUUUUAUGAACAAACUGCUGAGUUUUAAUCAUUGUCUGUUUGGUUCAAAGCAGCUUCACUAUCUUGAAAAUGGGUCAAGAAAAAAAAAAAAGAAAAACAAAGCUCAGAAACCAUAAAAACAGGGCAGCGUGUGCCAAAAAACAUCUGGACAACUGUGGGCAUGUUGAACACAGAGUAUCCAUUCCCCUGUUCCAUGAAAUCAUAAAGUACUGCUUCUUGACAAUACUAAAACAUUUCAACUGAUGUACUGUAUAUUCCACAAAAUGCUCGUUAUUUAUUUGUAAGUAUUUAUUUAUUUAUUUAUUUGGUUUGUGGUUUUGAAUGCAUAUUUAUGCAUACAUAUAAUACUAUAUGCUUCAGAGCCUUAUGUGAAGGCUGUAUUGUUACUCGAACUUAGCUAAAAUAUACUUCUCUGUCCUGA
Messenger RNA from Cheilinus undulatus (humphead wrasse), 3223 nucleotides. RefSeq names its product TLC domain containing 3Bb (gene tlcd3bb). The transcript is spliced from 7 exons. Gene Ontology annotation, cellular component: membrane; endoplasmic reticulum. Lineage: Eukaryota; Metazoa; Chordata; Actinopteri; Labriformes; Labridae. The record is from RefSeq and is a predicted model, not a curated record. The coding region runs from base 547 to 1455 and encodes 302 amino acids. Gene Ontology annotation, molecular function: sphingosine N-acyltransferase activity. Gene Ontology annotation, biological process: lipid homeostasis; ceramide biosynthetic process.